UUUAUUAUAAAUGUGUUACUUGAUGUGGUCUCAACACAAAUAUUAUGCCUGGGAUUCCACAACUGCAGCCAUCGUAUUUGCAUGUGGGUAAUGCGGUCUGCCUAACUUUCAUUAUUAAUAAGUAUUUGCCACUAUGGCUGAUUACAUUACUAGCAUGUGUUUCCACAUUAUCAACACAAAAAUUGACUGUCGAACGACAAUCUCUUGACGAAAGUGACGAUGGAGAUACUGUUUUGCAUAUUGGUGGCAUAUUUCCAAUCGCUGGCGAGGGCGGUUGGCAAGGUGGCCAAGCAUGUAUGCCCGCUGCAAAUUUAGCUCUAAUCGAUGUCAACAAACGACCAGACUUGUUGCCCGGGUUCACACUCAAAUUGCAUAGUAAUGAUAGUGAGUGUGAACCAGGACUCGGUGCCAGUGUUAUGUACAAUUUAUUGUACAAUCAGCCACAGAAGUUAAUGCUGUUAGCGGGAUGUAGUACUGUUUGUACAACUGUGGCCGAGGCUGCCAAAAUGUGGAAUUUAGUUGUGCUAUGUUAUGGAGCUAGUUCACCAGCAUUAUCUGAUCGAAAUCGAUUUCCAACAUUAUUUCGAACACAUCCAUCGGCAACCGUACAUAAUCCAACACGUAUUAAAUUAAUGCAAAAAUUCGGCUGGUCCCGAAUUGCAAUUCUCCAACAGGCUGAAGAAGUUUUUAUAUCUACUGUUGAAGAUUUGGAAGUACGUUGUAAAGAAGCAAGUAUUGAAAUUGUAACACGACAAUCAUUUUUGUCCGAUCCAACGGAUGCUGUACGAAAUUUAUGGCGACAGGAUGCACGAGUUAUUGUUGGUUUAUUUUAUGUUGUGGCCGCACGUCGAGUUCUCUGUGAAAUGUAUCGGAAUGAAUUGUAUGGGAAAUCUUAUGUCUGGUUUUUUAUUGGUUGGUAUGAAGAUGAUUGGUUUGAAAUAAAUUUAGAAAAAGAAGGUAUAAAAUGUACAAAAGAUGAGAUGCGUCGUGCAGCCGAAGGACAUAUUACAACCGAAGCAUUAAUGUGGAAUCAAAAUCAUGAACCAACAAUAUCGGGAAUGACAUCCGAUGAUUUUCGGGAUCGUUUGAAUAGUGUGCUGAAGCAAGAGGGUUAUGACAUCGAUAAUAAACGUUAUCCAGAAGGGUAUCAAGAAGCGCCAUUAGCUUACGAUGCUGUCUGGUCUGUCGCUUUAGCAUUUAAUAAAACUAUGGAACGUUUACAAAAACAGGGACGAAGUUUAAAAAACUUUACAUACACCGAUAAAGAAACAGCUGAUGAAAUUUAUUCUGCAAUCAAUUCUACACAAUUUUUAGGCGUUUCGGGUCAAGUCGCGUUCAGUUCACAGGGAGAUCGUAUAGCACUUACACAAGUUGAACAAUUAUUAGAAGGGCAUUAUGUUACAUUAGGAUAUUACGACACACAACGGGAUAAUUUAACAUGGCAUAAUCGGGAACGAUGGAGUGGUGGUAAAGUACCACAAGAUCGUACAAUUGUAAAACGAGAACUACGCACAGUGUCUUUAUCGUUAUUUGUAUGUAUGGGGAUUAUUUCAACAGGUGGAAUUUUUGUAGCCAUUGGAUUAAUUGUCUUUAAUAUUUGGAAUAAUCAUCGCAGAGUAAUACAAUCGUCACAUCCCGUAUGCAAUACAAUCAUGUUAUUCGGUGUUAUCGUAUGUUUGGUCAGUGUAUUCAUCUUAGGCCUGGAUGGACGAUUUAUUUCAUCCAGUUCGUUUCCAUUCUUAUGUCAAGUGCGUGCAUGGAUGCUAUCCAUUGGUUUCACGUUGGCCUACGGUGCAAUGUUUAGUAAAGUAUGGCGUGUACAUCGUUUAACAACCAAAUCAAAAGCGGAUCCAAAGAAAAAAGUUGAACCAUGGAAAUUAUAUUCAAUGGUGACCGGUUUAUUAGUUGUGGAUGUUGUUUUGUUAUUGGCAUGGCAGUUACAUGAUCCAUUACAACGGCGUGUUGAAGUGUUCCCAUUGGAAGCGCCACCCUCUGUUGCAGAUGAUGUUAAAAUUCGACCAGAAUUGGAACAUUGUGAAAGUCAUCAUAACACAGUUUGGCUUGGUGUGAUAUAUGGUUACAAAGGUUUAGUCCUUGUGUUUGGUUUAUUUUUGGCAUAUGAAACACGUUCGAUAAAAGUAAAACAGAUCAAUGAUUCCCGUUACGUUGGCAUGAGUAUUUAUAACGUUGUCGUUCUAUGUUUGAUCACAUGUCCAGUGACCAUGGUCAUUGCAUCCCAACAAGAUGCAAGCUAUGCAUUUGUGGCAUUGGCAAUUAUAUUCUGUUGUUUUUUAAGUAUGGCACUAAUAUUUGUACCAAAGGUAAUUGAAGUAAUUCGUCAUCCAAAAGAUAAGGCUGAAAGUAAAUACAAUCCAGAUGUUGGUGUGUCCAAGGAAGAUGAAGAACGUUAUCAAAAGUUAUUAGUCGAAAACGAAGAAUUGCAAAAAUUAAUCUCUGUGAAAGAAGAAAAAAUUCGAUUAUUAAAAAUGCGUUUAGCUGAACGUGAUGCAAUGAAAAUGUCAAGCGGUGGUGUGAUAACAUCUACAAGUGGUUCAGUUGGUGUGGUGGGUGGAACAACAACAAUAACAACGGGUGGCACCCAGAUAAUGACACAAGAUGUCCAAGACGAGCAGAUCUAAAUUAUCCCGUUGAUUGAUAAUCUUUUGGAUAAAUAGAUGUGCUGAAAGAAAGGAUCUCACCAUGUUUCAACAUCUAUUUUACCAAAACAAACAAAUAUUUGUUCUUAGUUUAAAAUUCUUUUACAAGGUUAAAACUGUUAGUUAAAAUUUUUUUAACUUUAUUUUGAUUAUUUCUAUGGCGAAAACAUUUGAGGAUGAAUUUCAGUGAGUAAACACAUAAAUUUUAAAUGUUGUAGUAUUUUUUGAGUAUGCCUCGAAUCUUUUUGAUGUUAAAAAAUGUUAUCCAAACUCAAAUGUUAAGUUCGAUUUCUUC
Molecule: messenger RNA, 2952 nt
Organism: Chrysoperla carnea
Lineage: Eukaryota; Metazoa; Arthropoda; Insecta; Neuroptera; Chrysopidae
Gene: GABA-B-R1
Product: gamma-aminobutyric acid type B receptor subunit 1
Exons: 14
Coding region: 45-2639 (864 amino acids)
Biological process (GO): G protein-coupled receptor signaling pathway; gamma-aminobutyric acid signaling pathway
Cellular component (GO): membrane; G protein-coupled receptor heterodimeric complex
Molecular function (GO): G protein-coupled GABA receptor activity
Source: RefSeq, a predicted model, not a curated record